AAAACCUAUUAAAACGUAAAGCGGAUGAUGAUUACUACCAUGCAUUGAAAAAACAUGCGCCAUCAACCUUCUGUCAUCCAAAGUGUUGGAAAGACGAACAAUAUUCUCAAAAACCUCUCUACUUGAACCAUCGUCCUGCAAAUGCAGAAGGAGAUCCCAUUACACUCUUACAUCCUCUGUUUGCAACUUUCUAUGAUGAUUGUAAAACAAUACAGCCAACUCGAACUGAUGCCAAAUUUGUCAUGGAAAUUACAGAUCAUAUGCCUGAAGCUUUUGCAGAUGAAAAUGCGAGAAUGAUAAAAUUUCAUGAAAUUUAUUAUAAACAUUAUAAGAUGCAACUGAAUCAGGUCAAAGUAGGCAAUUGUACAACUGAUGGCUCUGGUUUUGAUACAGCAGGACAUCUUUUGGUGGUUAAUCUAGAAGUUAAACCGGAACUUGGCUUAGGGAAUGGAUGUCCUUACAUCCAAGGUGCCUCCUACUAUGGAAUAUAUAUUGCAAAUCUUGCUAAAUCAUUUAAGACACAGACUCGACUGCCAUGUUUCCUAUUAUACCUUGCAGGACCCUAUAUUGGCAUUGCUGGGAUUAUUUUGGCAGACAGUGUGACAUGCAGUCCUCUUACACCUGUUCUCCCUUUGUUACACCUAUGUCAUGAUAAGCAAGCCAUGUUCCAAUUAGCACAAACGUUUCAUGCUCUCAACAAGGCAGUAGUCUCAUUGCAAGGGGUAUAUAACCAAGGGCCUCCACAAAUUUCUCCUACCCAAAGAUCUUUCCCAUAUAUUAAUUCUUUUAAAACAUUAGACGGACAAAUGCUUGAAUUUAAUUACAAAUCUAAACUUCAUGGCUUAGUAUUUCAUGUUGAAAGGAGUAAUGAUUACAGCUGUACACUUCCAAAGGAUUUACUUGUGAAGUUUGCACAGGAUUAUGGAGUUAAUGCACAUGAAGCUUGUGCAGAGAUGGGUAUUGCACCCCAGUUAUUUGGUUGUUAUAGUGUUUUAGGAGGAUGGAAGGUAGUUGUCAUGGAGUACAUGAAAGAUGAUUAUUCCAACUUGGCAGAAGAAUAUUAUGAACCAUCUUCUGUGGAUGAAAUCAAGAAGUCUGUAAAAGAAAAAGUUGAAAAAAUGCAUGCAAAGGGUUUUGUACAUGGUGACUUAAGACAAGUCAAUAUUCUUAGGCAAAAAAAUAAUGGAAAUAUUGUACUUGUUGAUUUUGAUUGGGCUGGUAGAAUUCAUGAAGCUAAAUACCCUUUAUAUAUGAACCCUAAUCUUCCUCGCCAUCCUGAUGCAACAGAUUUAGGAGAAAUUACUACGGAACAUGAUUUGUGGAUGGUAGAACAUCUUUUUCCAAAAACAAAGGCUUUCACACAAUAG
Paraglomus occultum is the source of this 1367-nucleotide messenger RNA. The record is from the annotation of a GenBank genome assembly. NCBI's taxonomy places the organism in Eukaryota, Fungi, Glomeromycota, Glomeromycetes, Paraglomerales, Paraglomeraceae.